CCGAACGCACCGUUGCGGGUGCCCUUGGUUGGGCUUUGGGCGAAUCCUUGCCGUUCAUUCGCGCACCGCUAGGCGAAAGAAAAACAAAGCUGCCUCGCGGGCACUUCAGCACAAACCAGACACUGGAGCUCGCACAGCAAACCGUCAAGAGCACUCGGAGCACGUUUCCUACUUUCUCGGGCCCGUUCAGCUGGGCUCACACGCAGCGGUUGUUGUUGUUGCUUUUGUUCGUGUGUGUGAUUUUCGUUUCAGCUGGUUUUUGUGUGUGUGUGUCUUUUUAUGUGUUUUGUGCAGGAACAUCGUACCGUGUGCGGAAGCCGGGUGAAUCCUCAACCUCUCGACGCAUACCGUCGGUGCGAAAGUCGGUAGUCUUACGUGCAGUGCGGUUGUUGUCACACCGGAGACGCGCACCCGAGCGAGCGAGCGAGCGAGCGAACGAGAGAGAGAAAAGGAGAAAAGGCUUAAAAAAGGGGAGCCACAGUGUGAAGGAGCGCCGAAGCGACAAGGUGUAUACGUGUAGGCGCGCGCUCCAUAUGUGCGGACGUGUGUUUGUGUGUGUUUGCCAGGGGUGUUCGCAGCAGCGUUCGAGCAGUGUGUGCGUAGCGUGCGGUCGGUCGCUGGUGUCCUGCGCCUGAAAGGUUGGCAUUGCGCUCGACGCGCUGAUUGACGCGGGCCGACUCUGAGUCAGAGUGUAGACGACCCACCGACAAGAGGAACAGUUUUGGUCUCCCCGUUGCGCCCCAAAGUUAUGCAGCGUGCGUAACGGCGCCGUGCUGCAAAGUGUGUACGAGAGUUCGUCGCGUGUGUUUUUUCCUUUGCUCGUAGGUCUCGCAAGACUCCGACAGCGUGAUUGAUAGUGAGCCGCGCGCGUGCUGAAGUGUGUGUGUGCCAGUGAUGAACCUGGAAGCGAACAUGUCCUCGCCCGAGGUGGACAUUGACGUGAACGUUGUGUCGAGCCCGGAGCCGAGCCCGCGGCCGCUCGACAGCCCGCCGCCGGGGCAGCCGGGCAGUGACGACGAGCAGCGCUCGUCGCCCGACACUCAACACCACAACCAGUCGGGCUACUCCGCACCAUCUCAACAACAACCACCACCAUCACUACCACCACCACUACCGCAACAAUUAAAAGCGACGCACUCGCCAACGCUGCAGCAGCAGCAGCAGCCCCACCACAACCACCACCAACACCACCAGAGCCACCUGAGCCCGCACAGCGGUGGGCACGGGGCAGUGCUGCAGCACCAUUCGGCCAUGGUGGCGGCUGCGGCGGCCGCCGCCGCCCUGCACCACCAGGCGGCCCAGGCUGCGGCGGCACAGGCGGCCGGCCAGCACGGUUGCGGUUCCUACCACGUAGUGGGCUCGCCGGCCGCGGCCAUCCCGGCGGCUAUCCCGGCGGCCAGCAGCAACAGCAGCGCCAUCAACAGCACCAACAGCUCCAGCACGAACAGCUUCAACCACAGUCCCGACUCCCGCUUAAGUCCGCCGAAAACGCCGCCGGAAAGCCAACACCAGCACCAGCAUCACCAUGCGCAGCAGCAUCAUCAGCACCCUGCUCAUCAGCAUCCGCCGCACCAUACCCACACGCAUAUCAAUCAACUAUCGCAUCAAACGCAACAGCAGCAGCAGCAGCAGCAGUCGCCGACGGUCGGCAAAACGGCGACCAAUCCGGGCUACACCAGCUUCUCCAUCUCGAGCAUACUGAGCCGCACCGAGCCGGUGGCGAAGAAGGGCCUGGGCGUGAUCACGCCCGUACCGUCGCUGCCGCUGUCCGCGGCGGCGGCGGCUGCAGCGGCCGCCGCGUCCGUCUCGAACGGUACGGUCAGCCUCGGGUCGAACGGGACGCCCAGCACGCAGGACGCCGCCAUGCUGUCAAGGUUGGGAUUCAUGUCACAGUGGAGCGCGAUUGCUAAUCGGUAUGCGGCCCUCUGCCCGCCCGGCUGGCCCUGGCCACCCACGUCCCAUCGGAUGCCUUUCCAUAGCCCCACCAACGACAACUCGACGAACGCGAUGGAAAACCAGUCACCGUCGCUUACGCCGCCCCCAUCCCAGCAGUCCAAGUCCCCGUCGCCCCAUCCCGCCUUUCUGGGCGGCCGGGCAAGCGGGUGUGGUCCGGGCGGGCCGGGCGGCAUGGGCGGCCCAGGGUCCGGGGUCGGUCCGGGCGGGCCGGGCGGUCUCGGCCCCGGCGACGACUGCGAGUCGGACGACGACGGGCAGGAGAUCAUCGAGGAGGACGACGAGAGCGACCGGCCGUCCGAUUCGGCCUCACCCAACUCCAACGGCAGUGCAAUGCAGGCGAAGCGCAAGAAGAAAACGCGGACGGUGUUUUCCCGCGCCCAGGUCUUCCAGCUCGAGUCGACGUUCGAUCUGAAACGCUACCUUAGCUCCUCGGAACGGGCCGGACUGGCGGCAUCGCUGCGGCUGACCGAGACGCAGGUCAAGAUCUGGUUCCAGAACCGGCGGAACAAGUGGAAGCGCCAGCUGGCGGCCGAGCUGGAGGCGGCUAACAUGGCGAACAUGGCGCACGCCGCCCAGCGGCUCGUACGCGUCCCGGUGCUGUACCACGAGGGGGCCACCGGUGGGUUCGUGCCGCCACCGCCCCAUCCACACUCCCAGCAGCUGUACUACACGACCUCGGCUGGCCGUGCCGGUUCGCCGCCCCGACCACCCCUCUCCUCGCUGGUGUAAUGGAGGCUGCCGGGAGCCGACGUUGGACAGCUCGGCUAGUUGGGGCGCUACGGGAGUCUUCAGCAGUCUUCCACCAGAGCGCCUAGCCACUAGGGCCGCACCUUCGGACUUCCUUGCAAACAUGUGUGUGAGAUGACAGAACCGGCACACACACACACACAAACAGAGAUACAAACACAACAUAGAGAUACAGACAGAGACAUAAACAGAUCAGGCAAACUAAGAUCCAACCAACGGGUUUCGUGUAGUCAGCGCGAGUCUUCGUGAGGUAUUUGUCGAAGAAUGCAGGCGUACCUCGUACCCGGCCUCUUGAACAGCAAAUUUAGGGUUGGGGAAAGCGGGAGGAAAACAAGAACCUAGAACCUAGAAAAUGAUAUAUAUAUAUAUAUAACGACCUAAAGUAGUAAAUUAAAUAAGCUUUUUUGAAGAAGUGAGAAGAAGUAUCUGGAUAGUGGGAGGGGGUGGGGUAGGAAGAGCAAAGAUUAAAGAUGUCGCACGCACGCCUAUUAUCCUCUUCAGUAGUGUUCGAACGCAACUUCCGUGUGUAAAUAGUAUGCAAAUGUAUGCGCGCAGUGCCCGGGCGCCCGUCGGCCAACAACCGUAUUAAAACAAAAAAAAAACAAAACAGUACAUUGCUAAUCACAAAUAAAAACAAGCAAACAAGCAAAAUUAAAGCAAAAACCUAACAUCUGCUAAAACAAAUUGGACCUUUCAUUCUACUGUUGCUUGCGACCUUGGGCUAGGUGCUUCCUGUAGUUGAGCUCGGCUUCAUCCGAAAUUCGUCCCGAUUGAUGCUCCCGUUAUCGAACCGUGGCCGUGUCAAUGGCCGACGGGCUUGUUCCUGGUGAACAAUAACUGGAUAGAUUUUUUUCCGCACAACUACCUGGGAACUGCAAAUGCUAAACUUGCGAGGACGCAACGGAAUGGUUUAGUGUGAGUUUUUUUUUGUGUGAACGGGCGUGUUGCAGAGCUCUGUUAGUCGAAGCAGGAGGCAAUCUUGAUAGUGUCUACUGCUGCGUUAAUGUUAUUGACACUUUCCACACACAUGUCCAGACGAGCAGGAUGAGCGCAACAGUGUACUGCUACUGCUGUUUGUGUGUGUGAAGCUGCUGCAUUAAGCGAACGAACGCGACGAGUUUUGUGGUCGUGGAAUCCUUUCACUAAAUUUACGGGUGCUGCAAACGCAAACCUAAUUGGUGGAGCUUGAGUGCACAGGCGAAAGUUACACAUACAGUGUAUAUAACCUAGCACACAUUCAAAGAUGGUUUGUGAAAUGUUGGGCUCGGAGAACAAGGGAACGGCAUGUAAACGCGUGAAGUAAACAAACACGUACGGUGAACGAAACUGAG
Molecule: messenger RNA, 4034 nt
Organism: Anopheles arabiensis
Lineage: Eukaryota; Metazoa; Arthropoda; Insecta; Diptera; Culicidae
Product: homeobox protein Hmx-like
Exons: 4
Coding region: 895-2685 (596 amino acids)
Biological process (GO): regulation of transcription by RNA polymerase II
Cellular component (GO): nucleus
Molecular function (GO): DNA-binding transcription factor activity, RNA polymerase II-specific; RNA polymerase II transcription regulatory region sequence-specific DNA binding
Source: RefSeq, a predicted model, not a curated record